AUGUUUUUGCGACCUAUCGCGCUUCCUCUUUGGGUAUUGUUUGUUACCGUUGCGACGUUUUUCGUUCUGCGUGCACUUGAUCCGGUAGACGUGGGAGCACAUCGGGAAAAGGUAUACGGCCUGCCACCCCAGGUCGUGUGGUUGUUCCCGCUGGUACCGGUUUGCGUGUGGUUAUGUUACGAGGCAAUCAUGCUCAUGGCGCCUGCAGGCUCAAAAGUUGCGCUCAAAGUAUACGAUUGA
Trypanosoma brucei brucei TREU927 is the source of this 240-nucleotide messenger RNA. RefSeq lists its product as hypothetical. Lineage: Eukaryota; Euglenozoa; Kinetoplastea; Trypanosomatida; Trypanosomatidae. The transcript has a single exon. The record is from RefSeq and is a predicted model, not a curated record. Bases 1 to 240 code for a protein of 79 amino acids.